GAGUGUCGCUGGGUGCGUGUGCAGCAGGGACGGACGAGCCAGGCCCCGAGGGCCUCACCUCCACCUCCCUGCUGGACUUCCUGCUGCCCACCGGCCUGGAGCCACUGGACGCGGAAGAGCCCAGUGAGGCCAUGGGCCUAGGGGCUGGCCUGGGUGCCCCUGGCUCAGGGUUCCCCAGCGAGGAGAGUGAGGAGUCCCGCAUCCUGCAGCCACCGCAGUACUUCUGGGAGGAGGAGGAGGAGCUGAACGAGUCCAGUCUGGACCUGGGACCCACCGCAGACUACGGCUUCCCGGACCUCACGGAGAAGGCGGGGCCAAUGGACAUGGAUGACGCUGGCCAGGCCGAGGAGCUGCCCAGCCUCUCCUCUGCCAUGCCCAAGCUGAACCUGGUGGAGCCGCCCUGGCAGGUGCCUCUGGAAGAGGAGGAAGAGGAGGAGGAGGAGGAGAGGGAGAAGGAAGAGGUGGAGAGGGACGAGGAGGAGGAGGAGGAGGAGCUGCUGCCCGUGAGUGGGUCCCAGGAGGAAGCCACCACACAGGCCAGAGACUCUGUUCCCAGCAGCAGCAGCCAGGCCCCAGGCAUCCCUGGACACAGGCACGAAGAGUCUGGAGACCAGGCCGCGUCGGGCGUGGAGGUGGAGAGCAGCGCGGAGCCCAGCUUGUCCCUUCCCUUGGUCACCCCCAGCGUGGUGACCCCAGGGCCUCAGGACCUGCCCAGCCAGCAGGCUGGGGCCACUGUGCUGCCGGCAGCCGGAUCCCGGAUAGAGUUCGAGGUCCCACGAGAAGCCAGUGAGGAGGCUACUGUGGGAAUCAGUGCGGAGCUGGCUCCGUCCUUGUCCUUGGCUUCAUCCCUGCAGACUGAAGCUCCCCCUAGGGCUGAGACCUCGGAUGAGGGCCGCCCGUACCCUAGGACCUCUACCCCUUCUCCAUCCACCCCCCGAGACUCCACACCGAUGCUGUUCUCUGCCAUUCCGGGGCAGGAAGGUCUCAGCCAGCAGCCCUCAGGGGUACCUGCGACAGAAGCUCCAUCCUGGACACCUUGGGACUCCACUCAGGUGAUCUGCAAGGACUGGAGCAACCUGGCCGGGAAGAACUACAUCAUCCUGAACAUGACUGAGAACAUGGACUGUGAGGUGUUCCGGCAGCACCAGGGGCUGCGGCUCCUGGCCCUGGUGGAGGAGGUACUGCCCCGCCACCGCCGUGGCCAUCACGGGGACUGGCACAUCUCCCUGAGCAAGCCCAGCGAGAAGGAGCAGCACCUCUUGAUGAUGUUGGUGGGCGAGCAGGGGGUGGUGCCCACCCAAGAUGUCCUUUCCAUGCUGGGCGACAUCCGUAGGAAUCUGGAGGAGAUCGGUAUCCAGAACUACUCCACAACCAGCAGCUGCCAGGCGCGGGCCACCCAAGUGCGCAGUGACUACGGAACGCUCUUUGUGGUGCUGGUGAUCAUCGGCGUCAUCUGCUUCAUCAUCAUCGUGCUGGGCCUGCUCUACAACUGCUGGCAGCGCCGGCUGCCCAAGCUCAAGCAUGUGUCGCAUGGGGAGGAGCUGCGCUUUGUGGAGAACGGCUGCCACGACAACCCCACGCUGGACGUGGCCAGCGACAGCCAGUCGGAGAUGCAAGAGAAGCAGCCGAGCCUGAACGGCGGGGCGCUCAAUGGCCCGGGCAGCUGGAGCGCGCUCAUGGGGGGCAAGCGCGACCCCGAGGACUCGGACGUGUUCGAGGAGGACACGCACCUGUGAUGCUCUGGACGCGGGCGCUGCGCCCGGCCACCCCACCCCGCCACGCGCCCGCGCCGGACCCAUUAAACCUGCCCGGACCCGGGCACCGCGG
Messenger RNA from Chinchilla lanigera (long-tailed chinchilla), 1827 nucleotides. It is a transcript of the gene Podxl2, whose product is annotated as podocalyxin-like 2. Bases 132 to 1736 code for a protein of 534 amino acids. NCBI's taxonomy places the organism in Eukaryota, Metazoa, Chordata, Mammalia, Rodentia, Chinchillidae. The transcript is spliced from 7 exons. The record is from RefSeq and is a predicted model, not a curated record.